AUGAUUCAAACAAUCAAUUAUCAGGAUAACCCUUUUGAAGAUUAAACCUUAUUUCAAACUCUAAAGAAUCAAAGAAUAGCCAUCAUCGGAGCUAUGAAUUAAUAACAAAAACUUAAAAACAAUAAUCAUAUUGUACAUUUAACACUAAUUAAUUUGAUCAUUUCAUUUAUUUUUGGCUACCUCAUAAUGCAAGAAUUGCCAGUUGAUAAGUUUUAUGAAGAUUUGAAUUCUGCUUACACAGUUAUUAAAGUCUUAUAAAAAUAAGUAACUUAGUAAGUAAUAACCAAUAUUGCUGAAAAGUCUGAGAGUGACACAUGCAUGUCAUCUCUCGGUUAUUUUCCUGGAACAAACCGAGGCUGCAUUUGUCCUAACAUGCAAACCUCCAAUCAACAAUGUUUGAAACCUUGCAAAUAUGUGGACACAACAGCCUAACAGAAACUGUAUACCUUGGAUGGCAGAUAAUAUUGCAUUCAAUAUGAGGAUUCCAACGGUAAGAAUGGAUUAAACAAUGCCCAAGAAGUCGAUCUCCAUGAAGAUGGUGUUAAAUUUAUGGAUUCUAAAUAUGCCUUCUCCAGAAAAGAAGAUAUUCUAGCAGGAGACUUUUACAAACUAAUUAUUGCUCCAGAUAAACCAUGUUUCAACACAGCCCUAGGCCCAAACAAAUAAUCUAAAUUGUCAUAUCCAUUUUCUACUAUUCAAUACAUUGGCUGUGAUCGCUAUUCCACUUGGAAGGAUGAUGCAAUCAUGUUGGCUGAAACAACCCAUGGUUAGCUGAUCAACGAAAACAAUAUCUUCACUUCCAAUUUACCUUAUUAUGAGAAAUAUCAUAACGAUGAUGACCCUAUGAAAAUCUAUGUCUUAAGAAAACUCUAUGUUAAUCAAGGCGAAGAAUGCCAAUAAGCUAUAAGAUAUAAAUUUUCAUAAUGCUAUAUUUCUUGUCUUUUCAUCUAGGUUUUUGAACUUGUGGUGUGCUAUUUCUCAUUCAUUCUAUUCACUAUUGGAUUUAUAUUUUUUGCUGUUAUCAAACUAGGAAUUCAAUUCAAAUCAAAAUUAAAAUCUAAGAACAUCAACCUAUUGAAAGUGACCUACAAAGUUAAGUUGAAUGAAAUACUUGAAAAAAGUAUAGUCAUCUUAGGAGUUGUAAUGGCAAUAGUUGUCAUCUUGUCAUAAUUUGUAUUCUAGUAUGGAUUAAACAAUAAAGAAGGACUAAAGAAAACUGCAUAAUACACACAAUAAUUAUUGAAUAAGACUUGCUUUCAAAAUUAAGGAAUCCUUAAAGCCAUUUCUGUUGUUCAGAACGCCGUCACCAGUUGCACAGAUAGCAUUUACAAUUAUGCAAUAUUAUGGUUGAUAGUUGAGAUAAUAUACCUGAUAGUAGGCUAUAUCCUACUAAAACAAAUGACAGCUAAAAGAUAGAGCCUACGUUGA
Molecule: messenger RNA, 1428 nt
Organism: Paramecium tetraurelia
Lineage: Eukaryota; Ciliophora; Oligohymenophorea; Peniculida; Parameciidae
Exons: 1
Source: RefSeq, a predicted model, not a curated record